GGAUAGCAGUGCCCGGCAGCCUGCCUCUGUGAGUAUCACAAACAUGGCGGAAAGCGAGUUGAACGUUGACAGCCUCAUCUCUCGACUACUAGAAGUGCGAGGAUGUCGUCCAGGGAAGAUCGUACAGAUGUCAGAGGCUGAGGUGCGAGGGCUCUGCAUCAAGUCCAGAGAGAUUUUCCUCAGUCAGCCGAUCCUACUAGAACUGGAGGCUCCACUCAAAAUCUGCGGUGAUAUCCAUGGACAGUACACAGACUUGCUGAGGCUAUUCGAGUAUGGAGGCUUCCCUCCAGAGGCCAACUACCUGUUCCUGGGGGAUUACGUGGACAGAGGGAAGCAGUCGCUGGAGACCAUCUGCCUGCUGCUCGCUUACAAGAUCAAAUACCCAGAAAACUUCUUCUUGCUCAGGGGGAACCACGAGUGCGCCUCCAUCAAUCGAAUCUACGGUUUCUACGAUGAGUGCAAGCGCAGGUUCAACAUAAAGCUCUGGAAGACCUUCACAGACUGUUUUAACUGUUUGCCCAUUGCUGCGAUUAUUGACGAGAAGAUUUUCUGCUGCCACGGAGGGCUGUCACCUGAUCUACAGUCCAUGGAACAAAUUCGACGCAUCAUGAGACCCACUGAUGUCCCAGACACAGGCUUGCUGUGCGACCUGCUGUGGUCAGACCCAGACAAAGAUGUGCAGGGCUGGGGGGAGAACGAUCGGGGAGUUUCCUUCACCUUUGGGGCCGACGUGGUCAGCAAAUUUCUCAACCGUCACGACCUGGACCUCAUCUGCCGAGCACAUCAGGUUGUUGAAGACGGCUAUGAGUUCUUUGCCAAACGACAGCUGGUGACGCUGUUCUCUGCCCCUAAUUACUGCGGGGAGUUUGACAACGCAGGCGGCAUGAUGAGUGUGGACGAGUCCCUUAUGUGCUCCUUUCAGAUCCUAAAGCCGUCAGAAAAAAAAGCUAAGUACCAGUACGGAGGGGUGAAUUCAGGACGCCCUGUCACCCCGCCUCGCACCACUCAGGCACCAAAAAAGAGGUGAGCGGCUGGCCCUGACUCUCCUGCUCUUUCCCCGGCUGGUCUCUGGCCCACGUCCCCGCAGGCUGCCUCAAACACUCCAGCCUUCUCUCAGUCAGCUUGUUCAUGUGUAAACAAAAACUCCAGGAGUGUUUUUUGCUUGUUCUGUGGGUCUUUUUAUGAACACGUGAGUGGUAUUUUCUCCAUUUCUUUUUUGAUGCCAUGGUAUGUAUUAACUCAGCCCUCACUUUCAUUCAGCAAUAUUUAAACCAAACUCUUGUGGAAAGGGCAAGACGUUAAGAAAAGAUGCUUCUCUGCCUUCAGAUUAACAAUUUCCAUAGUGAUUUUGUGAAUGCAUGCACGCUUGUGAGAUUGAGAUGGGUUCUUUGCCCUCGCUGAUGUAAAAUCCUUAAACUCUCUGGGCCAAUUGUUUCUUGUCUCACUUUACUUUGUCUAAUGCCCAUGUAAUUCACCAAACUACUGCCAUGUUAUAUGUCGAUACUGGCUGAAGUAGUACACUGCUUAAAGGAAUAGUUGGACAUUUUGGGAAAUUUGCUGAUAUGCUUUCUUGCAAAGAGUUAGAUGAGAAAAUUGAUACCACUGCUGCCUGUCAAAUAUGAAACUACCACCAGCAGCUGGCAAACUUAGCUUAGCACAAAGACUGGAAACAGGGGAAACAGCGAGCCUGGCUCCAUCCAACAGUAAUAAAAUCCUCCACCAGCUCUUUAAUUAAUUUAUUAAGUUGUAUCUUGUGUGUUUAUACUGUUAAAAAAACUGUAAAAACAACAAAUCUACAUUUUACAGGGGUUUAUGUGUUUGACUAUUUCUUGGUCAGGACCAGUUGCUCGGCAACCAGCAGGACUUUGUCUUAAUUAGUGUGCUUUCGAAGUUCUGAUAGUUGGAUUUUGCUACAUUUGGACAAGGACAGACUACCUAAUUUAAUGGACCUCCGCAUUUAUUACAAACUACCAGAGGUCCCCAGUGACGCCUAGUUUCCAUUUACGUACAGUAUGUGUACGGAGAUGAGGCAACAGGAAGUCCAUUCAUUCCUAUGGGAAUCUCUGUAAUAUCCGAUGUGCCUGUAAAACUCCUCCCCUCUGUAAUAUUUCGGUCCAGAAAUAUUUACCUUGAGUACGUCAAAAAUGUUUAACUUUUGCGGUGGAUUUCGGAGAGACUGUAUGACAGUGUGCUAGCUUAGCUAACAGGGUGCUAACUAGCUAACAGGCUAUUUCCUUCAAUUCAGUCGCCAUGCUGAUUGUCAAGUGAGUUUUUAUGAUUAAAAAGGACUUGUUUAUCUAGUUUCAAGACAUUUUAAACUUAAGUAAUGUUACUCUGUUAAAAUAUGGUUGUACAUUAUAUACAGUCAGAUUGUCAUUAUGACUCGUUCAGCUGUUCAUACGUCUUUCACGAAACUUGCCACGUACCUGGCAGGCUCUGUUUCUGUCCUGAAAUGUUUGAAGCGUAUAUUCCAUACUUCUGGAUGGCGAAAAACAGAAACAGGUAGUUUCCAUCAGGUUUCCAUCUGUAAAGACAUGCACUUCCUUGCGUUGGACACUAGGGGAAUCAUCCGUAUAGUAGAUCUACAGACCAGUCACAUACGUAUGUGGAAAUGAGGCGUGAGUACUAGAAUAGGGCUUCAGCUACAGCAAGAAAGUGACUCAGCGCAUUUCCCAAUAUGUGAAAUGUUUCCUUUAAGAGUUGCACACCGUUAGACAUUGCUAUGACUUUCCCUUUGACUUAAGAAUGUUUUUCUCCUGAAAGAGAGUUCAGUAAAAUCCUGACAUUUUAAUUAUUCACGUGCAAUAAAUGAAAAAAGGUCUUGCCAUAUGCAAGCAUAAAUGUGAACAGGCCAUUAGAGCCUAUUUGACCUUCAAAAAAAAAGGACACAGCCAACCUUUGCUGUACCUUUUACCAGAGCAUUCAUAACAGUAGAUGCUCUACAACAGAUCCAAGCUCUGAAACUUUUAUCCCUCACAUCACUGAAGGAGCAUCUGCGGUUGUUAAAGAGCGUGGUUUGGUAUUUAAACAAUGGGAAAAACAAAGCAAUGCAUAGCGUGAAAGUUUCAUGAUCAGUUCUGAUGUAAAUUCAGUGUAUGUGGAAACUGUGGAAACCAAACAUCAGUGAGCACUUUGAGUUUGUGUCCUUAUGUCUGGUAAGUACUGUAGGUGUGUAGAAAAGUAGAGACGGAUAUGAAGAACGCGGCAGAAACUAACGUACAGUAAAGGAUUGAAAAAAAUAGUUGUCAGUAUAUUCAUCCUCACAGUCGUAGAAGUCGACCUCUCACACACUGAACAUUUUUGCACUUCCAGUCAUCACGACAUCGAAAAGAGGUCGAAAAUCCAUAGAGGCAGGACGACGGCAUUUUGUUUGUUGUUGGCGUUAUGCUUGUUAUAUUACAGUGUUGCCACUUGGUGGUUAUUGAAUGAAGUCAGUCAUUUCUAACUCACUAAUAAACAUUUAACCAAUGUAUUUUUA
Messenger RNA from Epinephelus moara (kelp grouper), 3478 nucleotides. RefSeq names its product serine/threonine-protein phosphatase PP1-beta catalytic subunit-like. The record is from RefSeq and is a predicted model, not a curated record. Gene Ontology annotation, cellular component: nucleus; cytoplasm. Lineage: Eukaryota; Metazoa; Chordata; Actinopteri; Perciformes; Serranidae. Bases 44 to 1027 code for a protein of 327 amino acids. Gene Ontology annotation, biological process: circadian regulation of gene expression; regulation of circadian rhythm. Gene Ontology annotation, molecular function: protein serine/threonine phosphatase activity. The transcript has 8 exons.